AUGGCUUUGCUCCAGCGCGGCGGCGAGAGGAGGGUGCUGCAGGAAGCCUGCGCGGAAGCUGAGCGACGGCAGCUCUCCGUCGUUCGUGGCGCUCUGGCGAGUCUCACGAACGCAGAGGGGCAGUGCAAGCAAUGCCCAGCCUGCAAGAAAGCACACACGCCAUGGUUACACAGACUACAAGCUGCUGCCAGCCGAUUGAGGGACGACAUUUCCUCAGUGGCAAGCCUCAGCAAGAGCCUCUUCGACGGUUUGCCGCCUGGCCACUUGCUGCAGGCGUGCCACCUCGUCAACCUUUGGCUGGUGGGUUCCUUGGGCCCAUGCCCCGAGCAACGGCUCAGGCUGGAGAAGGCCACGUGGCCCUGGGACGGGAGGGGGAGCCCGACAGGGCCUGAAGAAGCAGAGCAGCAAGCGGAGCAGCAAGCGGAGCAAGCGGAGCAGCCAAGACCUUGGGAGUGCUUCUGCGAGAGCUCUGAGUGCUCGUAUGUGGAGAUCUACGUGCAGAAGCUGCGGCUUUGGGGCUCUUGGCUCCUUUCCCAGUGGAUGCAUGCAGAGGCCGUUGUGCUCGACGAGCUGAGUUCCAUGGCUGCGGAGCAGCGAAGCCUCCGCCAGAAGUUCGCCCGCAGCCUUCCGACGACUGAGGCGCUGAAGGCUUUGCAGCGGCGGGCUCCCCUCCUGGAGGUCGGGGCCGGCAACGGCUACUGGGCGGCUUUGCUGAAGGACCUGUCCGUGGACAUCCUUGCUUUCGACUCUGAAGGGGCCGAAGAGGGAACGUACUGCGAGGUGUUCCGUGGCGGGCCAGAGGUUAUCUUGGAGCAUCCAGAGCGGACCUUGGUGCUGAUGUGGCCUGAUGAACCUGACGACCGUGGCCAGGGGAGCUUUGGCCUGCAGUGCUUGGAGCACUAUCAGGGCCAGGAGCUGAUUCUUGUCGGUGAGUGGCGAACGAGCACCUUCGGGUCCUAUUUGCCCAACAUCCCUCAACACGGCCAGUCAUUCUCAAAGGAGUUUCAGGACAAGGUGGAAGGUGAGUUCUGCCUGGCAGAAAUCGUCGAGCUGCCGAGGUGGCCCUUGUUCUUGGAUUGCUUGCAAGUCUUUCGCCGCCGGUAA
Symbiodinium natans is the source of this 1104-nucleotide messenger RNA. The record is from the annotation of a GenBank genome assembly. Lineage: Eukaryota; Dinophyceae; Suessiales; Symbiodiniaceae.